Callorhinchus milii (elephant shark) is the source of this 1801-nucleotide messenger RNA. It is a transcript of the gene cldn12, whose product is annotated as claudin 12. NCBI's taxonomy places the organism in Eukaryota, Metazoa, Chordata, Chondrichthyes, Chimaeriformes, Callorhinchidae. Gene Ontology annotation, cellular component: plasma membrane. The record is from RefSeq and is a predicted model, not a curated record. The transcript has 2 exons. The coding region runs from base 108 to 878 and encodes 256 amino acids.
CGCCCCUCCCCACGGGGAGGAAACGGGGCCCUGAAACAUUGUUGCAAUAACAGGAGACAGAGUCGUUGGUGUGUGCUGUUGGCGUGUGCCGUUGGCGUGCGCGGGCCAUGGCGUGCCGGGACGUACACGCGGCCACCGUGACGGCGUUCCUGCUGGGCCUGGCCUCGCUGUGCGGGCUGCUGGCUGGCACCCUGCUGCCCGAGUGGCGGGUGCAGACCCUUCUCUCCGCCAACAAGAACGACCGCAACCUGAGCGUGUCGGACGGGCUGUGGACCAAGUGCGUGCGUUACCAGGGCGGGACGGACUGCGUGGUGUACGACGGCACCUGGUACCGUGGUCUGGACCAACCGGACCUCAGGGUUCUGCAGCUGGUGCUUCCCUUCGCCGGCCUGGUCGGCCUGGUGGCCCUGGGCCUGUCUCUGGUUGGCAUGUGCCACACGGCAAGCAGCCCCGCCCUGCCCACCCCCGGCCCCGGGGCCACCCUGAACGGGUGCCUGGUCAACAGCCCCGGGUGCCACCUGGUGGCGGCGACUCUCCUCCUGCUGGCAGCCGGCAUGACCCUGGCCCCCUCGCUCUGGACCCUGCUUCACACCGCGGAGCUAAACCGUCGCUACCAGCCCAUCUGGGCGCCGGGGGUCUGCGCCUACAUGGCCCUGGGCAGUGCCGGGGGGCUGCUGCUCUCCUCCGGCCUCUUCUAUCUGUGGUACUGCGCCUGCCGGGCCCUCCCCUCCCCGUUCUGGCAGCCGCUCAGCUCCGGGUACCCCGAGAGUGCGGUGUCCUACCCCACCACCCUGACCUACGCCUCCGGACCCUAUUCCCGGCGUUCCAGACUUUCCACCAUCGAGAUCGAUAUCCCCGUCCUCCUCAGUCCGUCCUGAACCUCACGGCGGGGGAGUGGGGUGGGGGCGUUGGUUAUGAGGGGCACUGGGGGCACAGACCCCCAGGGGAGGGGAACCAAACCCUCACCCGGAAACUAGAGACGAAUAGUACUAUCCUUUGCAUUCGACCCGGCGCCUCAUCACGUCGUCGAGACGUCUCAAAGCGCUUCACAGGAUACACCGCAAAGUGUAGUGACUGUGUAUUUAUAUUAGCCCCCCACCCCCUAAGGUUUCUCCCUGCCCAGGAAUCGAAUCUGCUCUAACCUCUGCACUACAGGACUCCACAACCUGUGGAGAAAGACGGAAGCUAUUUCCGCUCGGGGAGGCUGGAGGGAACUGGGAGGUGGGGGGUAGAUUCCCGGCGCUCUUUCCCCACCACCAAUCAACAAGAAUUCCCUGCAAUUCCCAGCCUCCGAGCGAGCUGUAUAAACGAAUGUCAUUGUUGUCACGUCCAGCGGAGUGUGUUCAGUCGCCCUCCAUCCUGUCCCUCCCUCUGGCUUUCAUGUGGGAGCUGUUUCCUCCCUCACCCCUCUCGGAACACACAUAGAAACAGGACGAGGCCAUUCAGCCCCUCGAGCCUGUUCCGCCACGCUAUAAGAUACUACGCGUCUCAACUCCAAUGACCCGCCUUUGCCCCGUUUCCCUCCAUACCCUGACCCGAACAAGUGUCUGUCCUCCUCGGUCACACACUCAAUUCUUAAGGGAAACUGACUUCCAAACGCAGAUUGGUAUUAAAAAUUUCUCACGUUUGUCGAUUUUGGCGGUUUUAUAUGUAUAUAUAUGUGUAUGUUUUUUAAUCCCCGAGUCAUCGCUCGUCACUUUGUACGUUUGUCCACAGUUUUGUAAAGUCGGGGUCUGAACGAAGCUGUGAAUCAGAUUCUCGAGACUGUUUUUGAAUUAAAAAGAUACCUUCCGAGUAAAAA